Oenanthe melanoleuca is the source of this 582-nucleotide messenger RNA. Its product is annotated as gap junction delta-2 protein-like. The transcript has 3 exons. The coding region runs from base 1 to 582 and encodes 193 amino acids. Lineage: Eukaryota; Metazoa; Chordata; Aves; Passeriformes; Muscicapidae. Gene Ontology annotation, biological process: cell communication. Gene Ontology annotation, cellular component: connexin complex. The record is from RefSeq and is a predicted model, not a curated record.
AUGGGCGAAUGGACCAUCCUGGAGCGGCUGCUGGAGGCGGCGGUGCAGCAGCACUCCACCAUGAUCGGCAGGAUCCUCCUGACCGUGGUGGUGAUUUUCCGCAUCCUGAUCGUGGCCAUCGUGGGCGAGACGGUGUACGAGGACGAGCAGACCAUGUUCAUGUGCAACACGCUGCAGCCCGGCUGCAACCAGGCCUGCUACGACAAGGCCUUCCCCAUCUCCCACAUCCGCUACUGGGUCUUCCAGAUCAUCCUGGUGUGCACGCCCAGCCUCUGCUUCAUCACCUACUCGGUGCACCAGGCGGCCAAGCAGCGCGAGCGCCGCUACUCCUUCCUCUACCCCAUCCUGGAGCCCAAGAGGCCCAAAGCCAACGGGGCCCUGGCGGCCGACGGGGCCAAGGACGGCGAGGAGGCGGCGGCGCGGCCGCAGCGGAGCGCCAAGAUGAAGAGGCAGGAGGGGAUCUCCAGGUUUUAUGUCAUCCAGAAACCCAGGAGCGCCAAGAUGAAGCGGCAGGAGGGGAUCUCCCGGUUCUAUGUCAUCCAGGUAGGUGAAAAGCGUGAAAAAAUGGGUUUUUGGGAGUAA